Lycium barbarum (goji berry) is the source of this 699-nucleotide messenger RNA. RefSeq lists its product as uncharacterized. Bases 1 to 699 code for a protein of 232 amino acids. NCBI's taxonomy places the organism in Eukaryota, Viridiplantae, Streptophyta, Magnoliopsida, Solanales, Solanaceae. The transcript has a single exon. The record is from RefSeq and is a predicted model, not a curated record.
AUGAAGGAUGAUUUAGUGGAGUGCGGUGCUAUACCUACAUAUGAAACUUGGUUUGUUAGGAAGAUCUUAGAAGCAAGGAAGUUUAUUAUACAAGCAACAUCUCUUCAAGGUGAUUUGCAGAGCAAACUUCAAUCUAUGGUAUCACAGUCAAAGUUUUCCAUUAAGAAAAUACAUAUAAGUCUAAUGCCUCCACUCCCCAAAACACCGUGGAAGAGCCUCAUUCUGAAAACCCGCAUACAUCCAAGAUAUAAUUUCACACUUUGGUUGGCUUUAAUGAGGAGAUUGGCUAUUGUAGUUAGGCUCCUGAAAUUUGGUACCACUGUGCCCCCUACUUGUGUCUUUUAUGGCUUAACUGAUGAAAUAUUAGCCCAUAUAUUCUUUGAAUGUAACACUACAGAGACUAUAUGUGCAAGACUACUGCUAUGGAUAGGCUUACCCAGAACAGUUGGAACUUGGGAGGAGGAAUUAAGAUGGACACUCAUCUGGGCAAAGAGAAAGAGUGGGAAAGGAGAAAUGGUCUGCACUUUAUUUGCUUUGGUCAUUGCUUUGUUAUGGAGGGAAAGAAAUAGAAUCAGAUUUCAAAAUGGCAACUUCAGAGCUGACAUGUUAUGCAGAGAAAUGGCUAUUCACAUUCACACUAGAGGUCCAGCAAAGAGUACAUGUGGUGUAGAAUUGUCAAAGCUUCAAGGAUAUCCAUGA